AGCUGCUGGCAGCACUCAGUGCUGGGUUCCCAAUGGCAUUCUGUUUGCAUUGGGGCUCUGAUCACUUUCCUGCCUUUUGCUUGCUGCAGAAGUUCAGCUUGCGAUGAGACAAGCAGGUUUGGAGGCACAAGUUAGACAUUUAUGUUUAGAAACUUUCCUGAUACGAUGGCCAUGAGAAAUGGGGCAAGGUGUGCUGGGGUGGAGCCGCAGCUCCAGCUCCUCUUGCAGGGUUGGUGGCCUCCUCUGUAAGGCAGAAAUGUCCAAAAGGAAAACCAUCCCCAGCAGCAGGCAGCAGGCUGUCUGUACUUCUGUCCCCAGUCCCGAGCUGGGGUUCCCAGCACUGAGACCUCAGUGAGCUGAAGGAGAGUUCAAGGGAUGCAGCAUUGGUGACAGGGGACAGUCAGACCGGAUGACCUUGGAGGACUUUUCCAGCCUUGGUGAUUCGGUGAUCCUGUGCCUUCAGGGAGGGGCUGCAGUUGCUGCUGUGCUCCAGCCCUGCCCCAUUGCUGGGGGUUACGGUGAUGGCUUUGUGGUUUGGCUCGUGUUCCUGCACUCUGGGUUCUCUCUGCCCGCUGUGCUGCUGGCACAGCUUUGCCAACUCUGCUGGCCACGUGUGUUCAGUGCAGCCCGUGUGCCUCACCGCCCUGCAGCCGCUCUGUCAUUUCAUACUGCUGUCAGCUGGGAGUCUGUGAGUGCUGCUGAGCUCUGCUGGCAUUAUAAACAGUGCGAGUGCCCAGCACGGAGUUUCAUGGCUGGCAGCCAGGCUGGGUGAGAGCACCACGUCUCAGUGAGCUGCUUGGCAGGCUCUGAGCACGCCUCCAUCGCUGCAGGACGGCCUGCCGGUUGCUUGUGGCCAUGAAUUCUGUUUGUAUUGGUGUCUGCAGUCUCACAGCGCUGUGCACAGGAUGGUGGAAGGCCUCGUGAUGCACUGCACGCUCUGCACACCGGGCAGCACUGUUGGUUAUGUGAGCAGGAGCGACCAGUCUGCCCCCUCCAGGGGUUCCACUGCUGUGGUCUGCCUUAUCACUCCUUCUCUUCUGGUUAGGAGUGCACAGAAGUUCUGCUGAGCACUUGCUGGAUCGCUCUGUUUGCAGCGCAGGGUGCGUCGCCUCUCGAGAGGUUUGAGUUCCUUCAGUCGCAGCUGAGCCUGGAGUUCUGCACAGGAUAAAAAUAGCAGGCGGUAAUUAAUGCACGUCCUCAGCGAGCCCAGCUCUGCUGCUCUCUCCUGACAUGUUGCACUGCUGCAAUUUCCUCUCCUCCUCCGAGGGAAGAGAUGAAUUAAUCUCUGCACGGGUAGGAAGGAAAACGAGGAGGUCGGGAGCGGGACGGGAGCAGGGCUGUGCAGUGGGAUGGGAGCAGGCUCUCCCUGAAGUUCAGGUACAUUCAUUUCAUUCAUUACUGCUACAAAGCUCUCAUGCACUUAUCCACCACCUGAUACUUUUUUUUCCCAUAUCUCCUAUCCUGUAAAGAGCUUUUUUUUUUAACCAGGAGACGCCCCAGCAGAGAGUGAGGCUGAUGAAGCACGUUCUGUCACACGGAGCAGUGAGGGCUGUGCUGCAGGCUGCACUCCAGCAAUGUCAGCAUCCCACAGCACAGAGCUCCCGCUCUCCUGGAGCACCCAGGGAGAUGUUCUGGGACAUGGCACUAUGAGCAGGGUGCUUCUCCCAGCCGCCUCGGGCUGUCCAUCGCUCAGGGCUGCUCUUUCCUGCUUGCUUUGCUGGCUUUCUGCUUUUUGUUUUUACUUCUUGAAGCUCUUCCCUCCCCAUUUCUCAGCCUGUUCCUGGAAUGCACCGCGUGUGUUGGUUUUAUUGAAGCUCAGUGGAGCAAGGGCUGCUCCUGGCCGGAGCUGUGGCCCGCCUGCAUCUCUCAGUUGUUUUUUGGAGAGAGAAACAAAGCGCUAUGGGAUCCUGCCAGGCUGUGUUCUUUUCUCCCUUAAGCUGCACUCUCCCCAGGCUGUGUCUCAGGGCUGGGAAGCUCACUGCUCAUGGUCACAUCAUCAGCACACCUCUGCAUCAUAACGUCUUUCCCAGGAGUGCAUUCCUGAACAGUCUGGCGUUUAUCAGCCUGCCUCUCACGUGGCAGAAAGAUGAAAAUUCAUCCCAGAGAGACAGAAGAGAUGUUGGGAACGGCACAGAAUCCUUCUGGUAGAAGAGAAGUCGUGGUUUGCAGCCAUUCCAUCCCCCCAGGGAUCACUGCCCCAGAUGGGGAGCUGCCUUUGGCUGUGACAGCACUUCCUUGGCAGCUCCUGGUGUGAUCCAUGUGGGCUCCGGAGGGGCAGCGAGAAGAGGUGGCUGCGCUGAGCUGCGCUGAGCUGCGCUCCCUUCGUGCUAUCCCUUAUUUUUAUGUUUCUCCUGAGCUCUCUCCUUUUUACUACUAAUCAGACUCGGUCUUUUAAAUCCUUCUUUGUGUGAUAGUUUCGUUGUAUGAAAGCUGAACUCGUCUGUAUCAGCUCUGUUGAUGUGGUUGUGCCCAUAUCAGAGGUGUGUGCCAAGCGUGGCCCUGUGCGCUCUGAGCUGAGCUUACAGCGCGCCGUGCUCUGCGCUGCUGUGCCAGGGGGAACAUUUGUUGCGGCAGGCUUUAAAUUUAAACUUGGGGUGUUUCCAAUGAAUUAAAUAUGAACAUCAAUAAUGCAGCUGGUAACGUAGCUUCUCUGCAAUUAAAUGCAGACGCUCUCAUUUUGUCUCUGUGCUUCCAGGUUUAGAUGCGCUGCGGCAUCCAUCCCGACUUUGCUUCUGGUAGGAGCUGGGGGGUGGAGAGCUGCUGACAGCGCAGGGGUCUCAGUAGGAGGGGUUUUUUGGAGCUGUGGAUGAGGCAUUCAGUGUGCCACCAAGCAGUGGUGGAUGGGGCAGCAUCCCAUUGCAGCAGGUUGGUGCCUUUGGAGCUUUUAGGGCAGAUCCCGUCGCAGUGGGUCUGUCCUUGGUCUGUCCUUGCUGCUGGGUGACACUGGGGCUGAGGAGCGCCCUGCCCUGCUGUGAUCACUGCUUUCAGGUAGAAGCAGAUGGAAAAAGUCAGGAAAAAAAGCAUUACAAGUUGUAGAUGUAGGUGUGUAAACGUAGAUGGCUUUUGGAUAUGGAAAGGAAGAGAAGCUUUGCCCUUCUCUUAAGCACACACAGCCACUCCACUUAGGAGAUGAGCAGUAAAGGACUGCCACGUACCUUCUGAUUCAGAGCUACAGACAGCUGCUGUUGCCUUUUCCCUGUGGUCUUAUUCCAGUCACUAAGCACCCAGGCAUUGCUCACUGGAGGCCCUUUGGCUGCACUGCUGUGGGAAGUGGGGCUCUGCCUUCCUCUCCAGCUGCAUCCCAGAGCCACACUAGAGCUGUACCCUAUGGAGCAGAGCACCGAGCUGCUCCUCUUGUGCCUCCCGUGGGGAGAAGGGCUGCUGGUUUUGGGGCCAGGGCGAUCGAUCUGCGUUCAUCAGGAGGCGUUUGUGCAACGUGGGGUGAAAGCAUCGCUGUUCUCCCAGCGGUGCCAUCAGUCAGCAUUGCAGAUGUUCACAUGCUCUGCAGCUGGGGGGUUUUCUCAUGGCUCUUUCUUUUGUCCUAGGCGUCUUCAGUUACGUAAAGGCGAGUCGCUCCCACAAUAAAGACGGCAGCGGUGAUAGAAUGCGGAAACCAGGGCCCCAGAAAGCCAUAGACUGGAAGGAUGGUAAGAAGCACAAGUACGGCCGCCCGCCAGAAUCCCCCUCCCAGUACCAAGGUCACUUUACCUGGGAGAAAUACCUGAAGGAGACAUGUGUUGUCCCAGCGCCCGCCCAUUGCUUCAAGCAGUCCUACACUCCUCCUGCCAACGAGUUCAAGAUCAACAUGAAACUGGAAGCCCAGGACCCACGGAACACCACAUCCACGUGCAUUGCCACGGUGGUGGGGCUGACGGGCGCCCGCCUCCGCCUGCGCCUCGACGGCAGCGACAACAAGAACGACUUCUGGAGGCUGGUGGACUCGGCUGAGAUCCAACCCAUCGGGAACUGUGAGAAGAACGGAGGGAUGCUGCAGCCUCCUCUGGGCUUCCGGCUGAACGCCUCCUCCUGGCCCAUGUUCCUCCUGAAGACUCUGAAUGGAGCAGAGAUGGCUCCCAUCCGGAUUUUUCACAAGGAACCACCAUCUCCAUCCCAAAACUUCUUCAAGACAGGUAUGAAGCUGGAGGCGGUGGACAGGAAGAACCCUCACUUCAUCUGCCCGGCCACCAUAGGGGAGGUGAGAGGUUCUGAGGUCCUCAUAACAUUUGAUGGCUGGAGAGGUGCCUUCGAUUACUGGUGCCGAUAUGAUUCCCGGGACAUCUUUCCCGUAGGCUGGUGCUCGCUGACUGGAGAUAAUCUGCAGCCCCCUGGAACAAAAGUUGUGAUUCCAAAGAGCCCUUUACCUGCCUCCGAAGUAAACUCGGAGAAGCCUAGCAUGCACAGUAGCACAAAGACUGUUUUGGGGCAUCAACAAGGGCAAGGGCGUCGCAAAGCAGGGAAGAAGCGUGGUCGAACGACCAAAGCGCUCAUCCACCAGCCCAUGCCUGCGCCCUCCAAAUCAGUGGAGCCUUUGAAAUUCCCCAGAAAGAGAGGCCCCAAGCCUGGCAGUAAGAGGAAACCUAGGACAUUGCUGAGCCCAGCACCCACCUCUCCAACCACCAGUACCCCUGAACCCGACACAAGCACUGUGCCCCAGGACGCUGCUACAGUCCCCAGCUCUGCCAUGCAGGCUCCCACAGUUUGCAUUUACUUGAACAAGAAUGGCAGCGCUGGGCCCCACUUAGACAAGAAGAAAAUUCAGCGGCUGCCGGACCACUUUGGACCAGCUCGAGCCUCUGUUGUCCUGCAGCAAGCAGUGCAGGCCUGCAUCGAUUGUGCUUACCAUCAGAAAACAGUCUUCUCUUUCUUAAAACAAGGCCACGGGGGAGAGGUCAUCUCAGCUGUGUUUGAUCGGGAACAGCACACUCUGAACCUGCCCGCAGUAAACAGUAUCACCUACGUCCUCCGCUUCCUGGAGAAGCUGUGCCACAACCUCCGCAGUGACAACCUCUUUGGGAACCAGCCUUUCUCCCAGCACAGCCACGCGCCGCGCUCACACGAGUACGACCACGACAGGUAUCUACCAGACAGAAGCAGUUCGUUAGACGGCACUCUGCAGGGACCAGGCCGGGGUACAAAGCGUUAUUGCCAAGAUUCCCCUCCGUACAGUGCUCCUCUCUCCCCCAAGUUACCAAAGAAUGACCGUCACCCACUGGAAGGUGAAACCUUCGUGCUGGGAGACGGCCCUCCUGGGCCCCUGGAGCCUCGCAUGGACCCCAUGGACUCCGCCCUGAACGCCGUCAAUGCCUCCGGUCACAGCCGAAGCUCCAGGGAGUUCCGCCUGCAGGGAUACCGGCACCUGCACCAGCCCUGCAGCCUCAGCCAGGGCAGCACCUCCACGCUAGGCAGGCUCGGCUCCACGGGCUCCGAGCGGUACCGCGAUGGCACACGGCUCAGCAGCCGCGACCCCUCGUGCUGGACGGUGGAGGAGGUGAUGCAGUUCAUCCGGGAGGCAGACCCACAGCUGGGACCCCACGCUGAUCUCUUCCGGAAGCACGAGAUCGACGGAAAGGCGCUGCUGCUGCUGCGCAGCGACAUGAUGAUGAAGUACAUGGGGCUGAAGCUGGGCCCGGCGCUGAAGCUCACUUAUCACAUCGACAAGCUGAAGCAAGGCAAGUUCUGAGGACGCUCAGCAGGACGGCCCCCGCGCUCACCUGCAGUCCGUCCACACGCACCCACCCACGCCACCGCCGCAGCCCGGCUGCAGGGAUGCACCACGCAGAGCCCUGAGCCCCUCCUGCCCCCCUGGAUCCUUGGCCACGUGGAAUAGGGUGGGUGUCCAUCCCCAGCCCCCAGCACUGCCUGUCUUCCACGCCAGCACGGAGCGGCUCAGCACCGGCCCCCCCUGGGGGUCUUCCAUAUUUAUUUGGGACUGGGGAGGCCCAGGGGAUGGAGCGAGCUUGGGGGCGGAGGAGCAGAGCUGGGCACCGUGGGACUCAUCAGCCCUUCUCUCCCCCUCGCAUUUUUUAUGAUGAGGAGUUGUCCAUUGAAAACUGACUUUUUUUGUACCUGAUGUUGAACUCACAGCUCCUGGGGAUUUAUAGCUGGAGGGGCAGAGCCCAUCUCCCCGCAGCCGUCCUGCUCCCUGCAGCUCCUUCCCAGCUGGGCAGGGGGCUCUGUCUGAUGUAUUUAUUUGCGAUGGCACUCGGGCUCUGAGCUGCGGGCCGGGGACUGCGGGGUCCAUCCCUGUACAUCCCCAUGCAGCAGCAGGCAGGACCACCAGGCAGAGCCCCUGCGCUGCCCCGAGAGCAGCCAGGGAGCUCCCCUGAGCUGCUUCAUCCCUGGGUUACCCACAGUGCUGCCCCCCACUGCAACAGGGGGAGACCGGAGGGAGGAGGGGGGCAGGCUUACCCCUAAGGGGAAAGUUGC
Messenger RNA from Meleagris gallopavo (turkey), 6426 nucleotides. The record is from RefSeq and is a predicted model, not a curated record. Lineage: Eukaryota; Metazoa; Chordata; Aves; Galliformes; Phasianidae.